AUGGCGCCAACCGUUGAGAUAGCAAUCCCGAAUACCACCCUCUCAAACACCUCCCCGCCAUACACCAUCUACCACAUCACCCUCCGCCUCCCGCUCCGCUCCUUCACGGUCCCCAAACGCUACUCGGACUUCUCAACCUUCCACAGCACCCUAGUCUCCCAAACGAAUGCCCCUCCGCCAGCUCCCUUACCUUCAAAAACCUGGUUUUCGAAAACAAUCUCGAAUGAACGAUUGCGCGAAGACCGCCGCCGCGGCCUAGAGGAAUACCUUCGCGCGAUCAACGAGUCCGACGAUGGGCGCUGGCGCACUUCGCCCGCGUGGCGUUCAUUCCUCAAUCUCCCCACCGCAGUCGCAUCAACAGGCACCGGAUCAACAAACACCUCCACCCGACUCCACGCCGCCAUCACAGACCCAGCCGCUACAAACGCACCCAUCACAGACCCGACGCUAUGGCUCGACUACUAUCGCGACAUGAAAAACUACCUCCAUGACGCACGACUACAACUAUCUCGCAGAGACCAGGAGACAACGCCACAGAAGCAACACGAGAGCUCUGCACAGGCGAAGGGCAGCCUUGUCCGUGCGGGGACAAUGAUCACCACUCUGGACGAUGGACUGAAGAAUCUAGGACGCGAUGAUAAGAGCUCCCAGUCACAGACAUCAUCUAGUCUCGGUGGAGGCGAGAUCCGCCGACGAAAGGACCUGCUCAUUAAUGCGCGCAAGGAGAAAGACGGCCUGGAGGAUCUCUUGCAUGCUAUGGCGACCAAGAGCCGGCUUGAUCAUACUGUCGCAUCCAUCCAAGAUAAAGGAGCUUUGAUCAAUGCCGGGAAUGUCGCUGGAGAUGCGUCUAGUGGGCGUAAAACGCCGGCGCGGGCGGGCAGGGUCCUUGGUAAAGAGACUGAGCGGACUCGAGAGCUUGACAACGAGGGUGUGCUGCAGUUGCAGAGGCAGAUGAUGCAGAGUCAGGAUGAUAACGUGGAUGAGUUGAGGAAGAUCAUUAUUCGACAGAGGGAACUCGGCACGCAGAUUAAUGAGGAGCUCGAGGUGCAGAAUGAUCUGCUGAAGUUGGCGGAUGAGGAGGCUGAUAUACUGAAAUCCAAGAUGGACAUUGGAAGGAAGAGGAUCGGAAAGAUCUCUUGA
This is a messenger RNA of Penicillium samsonianum, 1140 nucleotides long. RefSeq names its product Qc-SNARE protein. Bases 1 to 1140 code for a protein of 379 amino acids. Gene Ontology annotation, molecular function: phosphatidylinositol binding. The transcript is spliced from 2 exons. The record is from RefSeq and is a predicted model, not a curated record. Lineage: Eukaryota; Fungi; Ascomycota; Eurotiomycetes; Eurotiales; Aspergillaceae. Gene Ontology annotation, cellular component: intracellular membrane-bounded organelle.